Molecule: messenger RNA, 3046 nt
Organism: Petromyzon marinus (sea lamprey)
Lineage: Eukaryota; Metazoa; Chordata; Hyperoartia; Petromyzontiformes; Petromyzontidae
Gene: MRPS26
Product: mitochondrial ribosomal protein S26
Cellular component (GO): mitochondrial small ribosomal subunit
Source: RefSeq, a predicted model, not a curated record
CCCCCGCUUGUCGCCCCCACCCCCACCUCGGCCAAGAUGGCAGCGCCCUGAGGAGUCCACGGCACCUCCGGCACGUGGACGCGACCUUUCUCGCUCUUCUCUCUCUCUCCUCUCUUCUCCUUCAGCGUCGCGGCCAAAGUCGUCCCCACCACCACCAAGUACUCGCGCCGCUCCGCUUUUCUCCCCACGGUCGCGAUCACCGCGCUCUCAUCCUUCCAUCGCCCGCCAUGGCCGCUUUGCUGCCCGUGAUCUCCGCCGGUGGCGGGCGAGCGGCGUGCGCGGCGUCCUUCUGCAGGCCCCGGCUUGCGAUUGCGCUGAUGCAGAUCCGAGGACGCAAGUCCCGGGGCGAUCCCAAAGCCAAGUCGAAGGCCGAGCACGUGCGACAGCCCACGCCCGUGGACGUGGAGGAGAUGAUGGUGCUCAGUGACCGCUACGAGCAGUACCGAUUCGUCUUCGCCGCUCUACGGCGCGAGUUUCGUAAAGAUUUAAUCGUGAAGAAACGAGAGCUGUCUUUGGGUCUGCGGGCUGAGGAGCGUGCUGUCCAAGAGGCGGAGGAGCAACGACAGCUGCUGGAGUGGAACAACGCGGAGAAUGAACGCCUCCGACUGAUCAGGGAAGAGCGAUAUCGUAGCGAAGUCCUUCUUAAGGAGAAGAGCAAGCAACAAGUGGCAUCGAAGAUUUUUGAACUUGAGGUGAAGAAGAAAGAAGAGAGGGAAGAAAUUGUGCGGAGGCUAAAGGAAGAGGUGAAGAACUUCAUCACCCUUGAGAACCUGGAUGCACGGAUCGACGCUGCCAUCGAUAACCCCAAGAACUUCAACUUUGCUGUAGACAAGGAAGGCAGGAUCGUUAAACGCACAGCGGUGCACUUGCAGGAGGAGGUCAAGAAGCGGGACUCGGCCGUUUAAUGAACAACUUUACUGCAAUUGUUCUCUGGCAGAUCCUUCCAGUACAAAUGUAUAAUUAUAAGUAAGGUUUUCGUUUUUUACUCCAGCCAUUUGUAAUCCACCAGUGGAUGAAGGCCUCCCCAUGCCUUGUCUGUGAUGGAAGUUCACCACGAUUGGUCAGUGCUGGUUGAUGAAGCGACCGUUGGGGAGGGCAGUACCGUAUCAGAUGUCACUUGCCAUUGAUGUUAGCUCUGGCCAGGAAUCGAACUUGGGUCCCCUGAUUCAUAGCAGAGGGUGCUAACCACUGUGCUACCGUUUCACACAGAAUAAUUAUACGUGGUAUAAUGGGCAGGGGUGUUGGGUAGGUGUGUAACGAUGCACAGGUUCAUCGAUUCAAUGUUGAUUUUCAUGUUCACUACACACAGACGAACCGUGCGCUUUAGAAUGUAUGAUUGGCAAUUCCUGUCUUGUCAGAAUACUGCACGUGAUCCUGUGUAGCCUCCAGAGGUGCUAAGUUCACAAUGUAAAUAAAAAGGGUUAAAUUCCUUAAUCGAAUCCUGCUUUGUGGUAAGGCAUGACACCGUUCAUACAUGAUCUGUUCACUGCUGGAUGAAGGCCUCACCAAGCCGUCUCUUAAUAGGCGUGCGAUGUAACAGCACACGAACUGAUGCCAUCGUGCUCUCAGACAUGUGUUCUCUCCUUUGGCUGCCAUUUCUAAUCUGUUCUCCAAGGAGGAACACAUAUUUCUUGGGAAGAGUGACUAAAAAAAUGGAUCCGUUUUUUCGGCCAGUAAAUGCCAAUUGUGCUGUUUAAUCACAUCCUGAGAGAGAAUCAAUUCGGAAAUCUCGUAAAUGCAGUGAAUGUCCUCGGUAGAGAUUUUAUCGAAGUAGGGGUUGCACCUUUCUUGGCACUGCUACGAGAUGGCUUUAUUUCUUUGAUAGUCAAACCAGUAUUUUGACUUCACCGACCUGAGAAUUAUGCCAAAUAAAUGUAAAUGCCCAAUAUAUAUUGUGUCAAAUGUUCCCAUAAAGGCAUUGAGAGCUGGCCUGAGACCAUCAACUCUCCCCUCGGGUGCACUCGAGAACUCUGCUUAAUCACAGGCUGUUGCCAGGACUCAAAACCCAUGGUCUCAACGCUUGUCGCCUCUGACCUCAGCCACCCGGCCAUUUCAGAGCGAGUCCUUGACUUGAAAUGUUAUUGACUACCCGAUUAUGAUAAUUACGAUAAUUUAUGUGCAUUUAGUGUGUUCUCUUGGUGGGGGGGGGGGGGGGGGGGGUGAGUUGAAUGUUGUAUAAACAUUGAAUUAAAAUGUCCUGUAUUUUAAAAUGUAGUUUCCAUUUUCCUUUAAUAGCUGAAGUAAUUUGUGUUGCUGUUGGACAGUUUUGGAAUUUAAAAGAUAAAUAGAGUUUGUUGCACUUCGCACUGUGGAUAGCGGUGUGUGAUAUUGUGCUUGCCAUUUUGCGUGCCCCAAUAACGAUGCGUGUGAACUUGCCAACACGUUUGUGUGGUUUGUACAAAUCGCCAGGAUAGUUGUGGAGAAUAUCCUUUCUGCGUUUCCACACUAUCACACUUGUUGCAGUCCAUUCGUUGACAAUUAUUGGCAAAAAAUGUAAGCGUUUAUAGAGCGUGGAUGCGCCCCACUUUGACAUUAUGAGAAAGAAAACUCGCAGGCCCUUUCCGUCGUGCCAGGAAUAUUUUACGCGUAUAUUUUUUUUGCGCCUUGUGCAGCGUCGUUUUAUAUUUUGUAGAAGAUAUUGCGUACAAUAGCAAGGGUGGAUGGAAUCGGGGUUGUGGAGGUGUUGUAAUGGCUGUCUCUGUUGGGCAAGGUUAGCUGUAAGUGUACCCUUAAAAGUGUUUUGCUUUGUUCAUGAGCAUGGCUUGAGCUCUUUCAAAAUGUGGUGGCUAAAAUAAGCCAUGCAAUACGUGUGCGACUUCAUGGCACGUCACUGAUGUGUGGCGGUUUUAUGUUUGCGAGUAAAAAGGGGAGAGAAAAAUGUUUUUGAAAUUGAAAUCCUAAAGGGUUUUUUUUACUUGUCAACUAAAUAGCUGUGCUGAAAUCAGGGAAAUGUUGCAUUCUUACAGAAUGCUCUUCCCUAAAGCCUUUUUUCCACAUAGACCGCAGCAGACAUUUUCCAUCAUGAAAUAAAUGGAAUGUACAUUCA